GUUUAUCUCUUGAAAAUCAGGUCACGAAAAUGCAUUUGUAUGCAUACAAAAGCUGGUCAUUAUUUUAAGGGACGCAUAUGACCAGGAGAAAUUUCGCAGGUGCAAUAAAUAACGUUGCUGUGGAUAAAACUUAUAAGUAAGGAACACCCACUAGACAGACGAUGGGUGCAUGCGAAGUCUUAUGUGCGAUUUGUUGCUUUAUUUUCCCGCCAUUCAUUCUGCAGUCAGUUGGACUGUUCUCUCCAGAAUGGGUAUCUAACUCGGCGUGUGAUUCUGUCGGGUUGAUAUAUAGCUGUUGCACGGGGACAAACAACAACUCCUGUAGUAAUACCAAUGGGGGAGAUGAACUUGACGUUCGGGUUCUUGGUCUCGAGGCCACAUCCUUUGCUAUGAUGUUUCUAGCAGUGUUAGGAAUGAGCUGUGGGACCUGUUGCAACAGUGACGAUGACGAUGACGAGACAGGAUGGUGUGGAAUUUUGGGAGGCUGCUGUUUUAUCUUAUUACCUAUUGCAGGUCUUUUCAGUUUCAUUGGUUGUAUGAUCAUAGCGGCCAAUUAUUCAACGUCUCAGCUCGGAUGGUCGUUCUACCUCUGCCUGACUUCUGGAUGCUUCAUUUUACUUUUGACUAUAAUAAUGUGCUGUUGCCUGCGUAAAUUCAUGAAGGAUGAUGACGAUAUACCUUCGAGGCACCAGGCAUCUUCAAGUAGUGUUAUGCCUUAUGAAGGUGGUGGUGCGGCAGCCCCGUACGGAGGAGCGCGUAUUGCCGUUGCUCAAGUCGAACAGCAAGCAGUAAUUCACGAUGAAGACAGUGGGAGUUUGUUUGUCUUUAUGAGGAAGAUAAAUAUUGCCCAUGUUGUUCAUACGUUCAGACACGACGAUUAUUAGAAACAUAAACAUUAAUCAUGCAUGAUGUAUUGAUACAUGUUCAAUUCAUCAACAGAGGUAUAUAAUGAGACCAGAAGUUUGUUUCUUUUAUUUUUUCAUAAAAUACAAAAUGUUCUAUUGCGUUCAGUUUUAUAUUUUCUUUAGAAUAAGAUUUACUUAAUUCAAGAUAAAGCUAACUUAUUUGAGGGCAAACGAAUACACGAAAUAAAGAUAAUUUCACACAUUAGUCA
Messenger RNA from Mercenaria mercenaria, 1114 nucleotides. RefSeq lists its product as uncharacterized. The record is from RefSeq and is a predicted model, not a curated record. The transcript has 5 exons. Lineage: Eukaryota; Metazoa; Mollusca; Bivalvia; Venerida; Veneridae. The coding region runs from base 162 to 884 and encodes 240 amino acids.